AUGCGACCCGCUUUUGUCCUGGAUGAAGAAGGACCGACGAUGGCUGAGGUCCACCAGCUUUGGCAAGACAUUGGUCAGAUAGGCAAUCCAGCUCACGCAUCCAAAGUGGUUCGGCUCGCUCUCUGCAUCUCCUACAUCAUGAUCUUCUUGACCGUUGCUCUUCUGCUGGUCCUCAGUUUCAAGUCGAAGGAAAAGAAGCAACCCACCAAGUCUGACGAAGAUGAGGUGGAACCAGUGAAAGAUAUUCAUGCAAGAUGGAAGGUGGUAGUCUUGGAUGGCUUUCUUGCCCUUACUUGCGGCAUCCCUGGUGUAGCGUUCUUCUCGCUCAGCUACUUGUUCGUGCAGUACUCGUUAAGGUCGGUGCAUCGGAUAUUGGACCAACCGGGAAUGCGCUGGUGGGAAUGGUUGCAACAGCUGCUCAUUGAGAGUUUAUUGUGGGCAAACCUUGCCAUGCGCUGUUGCCGCGAUGUGCAAGUGUACCAUGGACAUUUGUUGGCAGUUGCAGGCGCAGUAGAGAAGAAUGGAAAUGCCAAGAGCGAGCUCUCAGGUGCUUUUGAGACCAUGGCCUUUGACCUCUUUGGCUCAGCAUGCUUUUUGACCUCCACUCUUCUUUGGCGCAUCUUGCUCAUCAACAUGCUCGAAGUCAGAAAGGUUGUCUCGCCCCACCGAACCCGUGCAUUGAAUGACAUGAAGGCACGAGCAAAGAUGACCUGGGUGCAUUUCUCAAAAAUUUGCCCUGAAAGCUUUCAAAACUUGGACGCGCAACGCAAGUACGUCGCAAACAUGGAGACGAUCAGGUCUCCCUUGCCAGGGAAUUGGAACCGGAGCUAUUCUGAUGUUGCCCUGGUUAGGGUGUCUUCCUUGGUCAUGCUCUUCGGCAUGCUAGGACUACACCUCGAGCAGCCCAAGCUAAGGCAAACAGACUGGUGUAGCAUCACAGUGCUUCCGACCCUUUGGAUCAUUGGGGUGCCCACCUUCCAAGCGACCUUUUUCUGGCUACGAAUUACUUCGGGUGUCUUGCGCCUCACAAGUGAGUUCAAAGAUCACUCGAACAGGCUGCUCAUACUUGCAGCGCUGACGAAGCCCCAUUUACCCCAGGAGUGGAGCAAGGCCAACCUACUUGCCCUUCGCGGCAUGGUGCAAGAGUGGGAAGAGAAGGGGAACGCGGUGGGCAUCGCCGUCAAUAAGAAAGAGCCUGUUGUGAAAGAAGACUUGGAGCUGGAUCUUGCAGAGAGCAUGGAUGAUUGGUGGUCCUUCCGUACCUCUUUGCAAACCGACUGCUUGGACAAGGCGGCCAUAGUGGAAUUCUGCAGCAUCGUGAUCGCCUUUCUGAUCUUCAACUUCGCAGCGGUGGGACUGUUGAGCUGGAUUGCCUAUCACCAGAUCCGAACCAUUGGCUUCGGGAUGAUUCUGGCUUUGUCUCUCGCGCUCAUUGUGAUCAUGCUACGGCUAUUGGAAGCAUGCGUCGCCACCAAUCUGCUGUUGGAAGCUGAUGCCGAACGUCUUCGCCUAGCUUCCCAAAAGUUGUUGGAGCCGAAGAAUGACGAGGACAAAACCACAAAAGAGAAGGAGACGAUGUCGCUUCACAACAAGGCAAUGUUGCUCCACGCGAUGGAGAGAAGCGCUUGUGCGCCCAACGACCGGCAACAGUUGUUUGGCAUUCCCGUGACUGAAAAUAUGCGUAGUGGCUGGAUCAUCUCUCUGGCAUUAGCCUUCGCCACAUCUGCAUGGAAUGUCCUGAAAAGCUACCUUGGCCAGCUGGAUGUGUAUGAGGAGAUCAUUUUCCAAGUCCGCAAGUGGCAGCUGGCCAAGCUGCUGGGAGUCUAG
Durusdinium trenchii is the source of this 1827-nucleotide messenger RNA. NCBI's taxonomy places the organism in Eukaryota, Dinophyceae, Suessiales, Symbiodiniaceae. The record is from the annotation of a GenBank genome assembly.